Molecule: messenger RNA, 3320 nt
Organism: Notechis scutatus (mainland tiger snake)
Lineage: Eukaryota; Metazoa; Chordata; Lepidosauria; Squamata; Elapidae
Source: RefSeq, a predicted model, not a curated record
AACCACAAAUCCUUCUCAUGAAAUAACCUUCCUCUCUUCUGGCAGGGAUGAAGGUGAGCUGCGUUUUGGGAAGGAAGGGGAGCCUGGAAAAAAUGCAGCACUAUUGGGAUAUAGGCUUUUACCUUGGCGCAAGCAUCUUAACUGGCGACUUCGACAAAAUCAUCCAAGCCUCUGAGAAGCUGUAUAAGCUGAAUGCUCCUGUGUGGUACUUGACUUCCAUCAAGGAGACUUACACAAUGUACAAUCACUUCAACACCGUCUCUGACACGUGGUCACCCAAGCAAGAGCUGGUUGAUUUCUGGCUGGGGUUUGUAAUGGAGUCCUGCCAGCCCUUUGUCUCCACGGAGAGCUGUUUGGUGUUGAUUCUCGACCUGAGCAAGAUGCUGCAACCAUCUCAGCUCUUUGUGUACAACGAGGAGAUCAGAAAAUCAGUGACACUAAGCCACAUCGGUUCCCUGGAAGAGGAAGGAAUUUCCACCUGGACCUUUCCCGCAUCCUCCAUCCGUGGAAUCAGUAUUUCCAAGUGCGAUGAAAGAUGCUGUUUCCUUUAUGUGCGGCAUACAGUUGAAGAUUUCCAGUUAUACUUCUCUACCCAAAAUCACUGCCGCUGGUUUUUCGAACUGGUCCAUUCUUUCAUGGCAGAGAUGGGUGAAGAAGGGAAUUGGUGCAGCUCCCCAGUGGAACUGGAGUAUGACUAUGAAUACACUGAGGCAGGCGACAGAGUGAUUUUGGGAAAAGGGACUUAUGGCGUGGUGUAUGCAGGACGAGACCGCAGCAACCAAGUGCGCAUUGCCAUUAAAGAGAUUCCGGAGCGGGAUAGCAGAUACUCACAGCCUCUGCAUGAGGAGAUUGCCCUGCACAAGCGCCUGAAACACAGGAACAUUGUCCGUUAUCUGGGUUCUGUGAGUCAAAAUGGCUUCCUCAAAAUCUUCAUGGAGGAAGUGCCUGGAGGAAGCCUCUCCUCUCUCUUGCGGUCAAUGUGGGGUCCUCUAAAAGACAACGAGCCAACCAUCGUAUUCUACACGAAGCAAAUUCUGGAGGGUUUGCGUUACCUGCAUGAUAACCAGAUUAUCCACCGAGACAUCAAGGGAGAUAACGUCUUGAUCAACACUUAUAGCGGAGUAUUAAAAAUUUCAGACUUCGGCACGUCCAAAAGGCUGGCUGGGAUCAGCCCAAGCACUGAGACAUUCACAGGUACCCUGCAGUACAUGGCUCCAGAGAUCAUUGAUCAGGGCCCCCGAGGUUACGGCAAGCCUGCCGACAUCUGGUCCCUGGGCUGCACCAUCAUUGAGAUGGCCACAGGCAAGCCUCCCUUCUUUGAGCUGGGCAGCCCACAGGCCGCAAUGUUCAAGGUGGGGAUGUUCAAGAUCCACCCAGAGAUACCCGGUUCCAUGUCUGAUGAAGCCAAGGAUUUUAUCCUGAAAUGUUUUGAGGCGGAUCCAGACAAGCGAUCGACGGCGGCAGCUUUGCUUCAGGAGCCCUUUUUGAGGAACAGGAGGAAAUGCAGGAGCCCAGCCAUGGCAGAUGAUCCAUUGGUGUCCAACAAGCCCAGAAGGUCCACUUCAGUAGAAGGCAUUGCAGAACCCAGAAAUCGUUCUUCUUCCUUGCAGUCCCUGAAAAUCCAAGUGGAGAAUAUUGUUUUAUCCCGAAGCUCCAGUGAAGUGAACCAGGGGAACAACUAUCUGAGGACCCCUGAAGGAGUGACCAAUGUCGAUCUCAACCUCUCUGCUUCCUCCCAUGAGGAGAGCAGUUGCCUCUUCUUGCUAAAGAAAGACAGUGAGAGGCGAGCUACCUUACACAAGGUCCUGACGGAGGAACUGCCAAAUAUCGCGGCAGCCAUAUAUGAAGCCCAGGAAGAGAGGGUGCUGCCGUUGGAACACAUUGCUGAGCUGGUUUCCUGUCUCAAGAGCUACAUCCGUUCCCCAGGCCGCAAACAGCUGGUUCAAAGCCUGCUCCAGUUACAGGCUCGCUUGCAGUCUGAUGGGCUGAGCCUUUGUCAGGUGCAGGCUCCACUCUUUGCCUUCCAGGACACUGUAAAGCACAUGCUACGGAAGCUCCAAAUUAAGCCACACUGGGUGUUCGCCCUGGAUAACCUCAUGGGGCAAGCAGUCCAGGCAACCUUGACCGCCCUCUUGGAAGAACUCAAGGUGCAGCCGCAGAAUUUGCAGGAGGAAAGCCAGAAUCACCUGAGCAGCCGAGAACACGAGGAACCAGUUCUGACUCAGCAGCCCCCAUCUUUGAAAAAGCAGGAGAGCGACCUCAAGGACAGUGCAGAUACGCCAACGUCCGGAAUUGGCACCGACACCAACAGUUGGCUGGAUUCCCAGCCUUCCUUUAAGAGCCAUGUACCUCUCAUGACUCAACUCAACCAUCUGCAGGAAGAAACCAGAAGAUUGCAGUGGAAACUGGCGGAGAAGCAGCACGAAUGUCAGGGGCUCCUACAAGAAGCCCUGAAGAUCAUGGAACAGAACACCUGGUCUCUGAAAAGGCCACAGAUCAUAGAAAUCCCUCCUUCUCCAACUUCCUGGGACCAAGAAGAAAACGCUGGAGAUCCCCUCCUGGCAGAGUGGUUAGAGAAACAUGGAGCAGACAAAGCCACAGUGGCCAUGUUCUGCUACCAUGGAUUCACCCUGAAUGAUUUGCUGAAGUUGGCUACAAUCGAUGAUCUCCGAUACACAUGCAUCAGAGGGGGAAUGGUGUGCCGUAUUUGGAAAGCCAUCAUGGACCACCGACAGAACCUGUCCCAGCAGCAGCAGCUACACCAGCAACCGUGAGAAGAAAGAGGAAAGGAAGCCUUGGAUUUCUUUGCAAGGCCACGGACUUUGGUUGCCUGGCCUAUCAUCUUCUCAACCAGCAGUUGAGAUAUAGGGCUGGAAAAAUGUUCUAACUUGUCCUCAUAUUGAGGUCAGAUAUUAGCUUUUUAUCUUUCCUUGGCCCAGGAAAAUGACCAAAAAAAAAAAAUCAUCUUCGGAGCGAACAGAUUUGGGGAGAACCUCACAGAGGCAGUUUCCGUGGAAGACUUUCUGCUAAAUUCAGCGAAGUGCAUUAUGGACUGAGAAAAAGCACAAAAGGGUUUUCUUGCUGAAAGUCCCCCAAAAGGACAGAAGAAUGUUGUGAUUACUGUUAUUAGAGAGCAGCUGCUCCAGGAUCAGGAGUUCUCUGUUGCGAGCCUCAUCUUGGCUACCGAGAUCAAUUCGGCGAUUUUGGACUGCUCUACAUCGCCUCCCCUCCAAGCCUGCAGUCUCUAACCACCAACAGAGCAACGCAGCUGUGCGGGUUGGUGGUGUGUUAGGGAGAGACCCUGCAAGCCAGGCUUUAAG